AUGCCGCUCGCAGAGGCGCUGCCGCGGCUCGAGGCGCUGGCCGAGGCGGCGGAGGCGGCGGCAUCGCCGUCGCAGAGCCUCGCGGGGGCGGCGGCAGCCGAGGCGGACGGGGAGGCGCGCCAGUGCGACUUUUGCUGGUCGGCGCCGCGAUCGGUCCGCUUUGCGUGCGGCCACGCAUUGUACUGCGAGGCGUGUGCGCCUCGCGUGCUGGAGCGCGACACCAACUGCCCGGCCUGCCGCCAGCCGGCGCUGCCGCUCGCCGCUAUUGGGACACACGUGGCGGAGCAGACGACGUUUGUCUACCAGCCACCCGCUCGCGCUGUGCCACACCCACCGCCCGCUGGUGGCGCGGCGGUGGUCGGUGGGCGGGGCGGGCGAGGCGGGCGGGGCGGGCGGGGCGGGCGGGGGAGGGCGCGGGGCGAGGGGCGUGGCGCUGGCGGCUCGUAG
Messenger RNA from Emiliania huxleyi CCMP1516, 447 nucleotides. RefSeq lists its product as hypothetical. The transcript has a single exon. The coding region runs from base 1 to 447 and encodes 148 amino acids. NCBI's taxonomy places the organism in Eukaryota, Haptophyta, Isochrysidales, Noelaerhabdaceae. The record is from RefSeq and is a predicted model, not a curated record.